AUGGCGCUGCGGCGGGGCGGCGGCGGGGCGCCGGGACGGCUGCUGUUGCUGCUGGGAGCCGCGUGCCUGAUCCCGCCGAGCGCGCAGGUGAGGCGGCUGGCGCGCUGCCCCGCCACUUGCAGCUGUACCAAGGAGUCCAUCAUCUGCGUGGGCUCCUCCUGGGUGCCCAGGAUCGUGCCGGGCGACAUCAGCUCCCUGAGCCUGGUAAAUGGAACGUUCUCGGAAAUCAAGGACCGAAUGUUUUCUCAUCUGCCUUCCCUGCAGCUGCUAUUGCUGAAUUCUAACUCAUUCACAGUCAUCCGGGAUGAUGCUUUUGCUGGACUUUUUCAUCUUGAAUACCUGUUCAUUGAAGGGAACAAGAUAGAAACCAUUUCAAGAAACGCCUUCCGUGGCCUUCGUGACCUGACUCACCUUUCUUUGGCCAAUAAUCACAUAAAAGCACUCCCAAGGGAUGUCUUCAGUGAUUUAGACUCUCUGAUUGAACUAGAUUUAAGGGGCAAUAAGUUUGAAUGUGACUGCAAAGCCAAGUGGUUGUAUCUAUGGUUGAAGAUGACAAAUUCCACUGUUUCUGAUGUCCUGUGUAUCGGUCCACCAGAAUAUCAGGAAAAGAAGCUGAAUGACGUGACCAGCUUUGACUACGAAUGCACAACUACAGAUUUUGUUGUUCAUCAGACUCUGCCCUACCAGUCGGUUUCAGUGGAUACGUUCAACUCCAAGAAUGAUGUGUACGUGGCCAUCGCUCAGCCCAGCAUGGAGAACUGCAUGGUGCUGGAGUGGGACCACAUCGAAAUGAAUUUCCGGAGCUAUGACAAUAUUACAGGUCAGUCCAUCGUGGGCUGUAAGGCCAUCCUCAUCGACGACCAGGUCUUUGUGGUGGUGGCCCAGCUCUUCGGCGGCUCUCACAUUUACAGAUACGACGAGAGCUGGACCAAGUUUGUCAAAUUCCAGGACAUAGAAGUCUCUCGCAUUUCCAAGCCCAACGACAUCGAGCUGUUUCAGAUCGAGGACGAGACGUUCUUUGUCAUCGCAGACAGCUCCAAAGCCGGUCUGUCGACCGUGUAUAAAUGGAACAGCAAAGGAUUCUACUCGUACCAGUCUCUGCACGAGUGGUUCAGGGACACAGAUGCCGAGUUUGUAGAAAUAGACGGCAAAUCACACCUGAUCCUGUCCAGCCGCUCGCAGGUCCCCAUCAUCCUCCAGUGGAAUAAAAGCUCUAAGAAGUUUGUCCCCCACGGCGACAUCCCCAACAUGGAGGAUGUGCUGGCCGUGAAGAGCUUCAGGAUGCAGAAUGCCCUCUACCUUUCCCUCACCCGCUUCAUCGGGGACUCUAGGGUCAUGAGGUGGAAUAGUAAGCAGUUUGUGGAGAUCCAGGCUCUCCCAUCCCGGGGGGCCAUGACCCUGCAGCCCUUUUCUUUUAAAGAGAAUCACUACCUGGCCCUGGGGAGUGACUAUACGUUCUCCCAGAUAUACCAGUGGGAUAAAGAGAAGCAGCUCUUCAAAAAAUUUAAGGAGAUUUAUGUGCAGGCGCCUCGUUCCUUCACAGCCGUCUCCACUGACAGGAGAGAUUUCUUUUUCGCGUCCAGUUUCAAAGGGAAAACAAAGAUUUUUGAACACAUAGUUGUUGACUUAAGUUUGUGAAGGUGUGAUUGGUGAAUUUAAAAGACGCGUAGCUUUAGCUGUCACAGAGAGGACCAAGGGGGGAAGAAGAGCCAGGUUCACAGGUCUGAAAUUACAAAUGCACUGGGGAAAUAGUUAGAAGUUUUCAAACUUUUAGAACUCAUAUUUUAAUCAGGGAUUGCAUUUGUUGGCUAACUGCAUGACAUGUCCAUUCUCCCACUUAAAAAGACAUCUGAAAGCCUGUAAUUACUGAGAAAAGAGUACAACGUUAACUCUUACCAUCUAGGGAAAUAAUGCGCCUUUUUUUCUUUUUAAUGAGGAAGGAGAAAAUCAGAUAAGAUGGGACAGCUCUUAGAAUGAAAUAAAAACAACAAAAAGACCAAA
Physeter macrocephalus (sperm whale) is the source of this 2001-nucleotide messenger RNA. It is a transcript of the gene LGI2, whose product is annotated as leucine rich repeat LGI family member 2. The coding region runs from base 1 to 1638 and encodes 545 amino acids. The transcript has 8 exons. The record is from RefSeq and is a predicted model, not a curated record. Gene Ontology annotation, biological process: inhibitory synapse assembly. Gene Ontology annotation, molecular function: protein binding. NCBI's taxonomy places the organism in Eukaryota, Metazoa, Chordata, Mammalia, Artiodactyla, Physeteridae.